Messenger RNA from Hypanus sabinus (Atlantic stingray), 6459 nucleotides. It is a transcript of the gene tjp1a, whose product is annotated as tight junction protein 1a. The coding region runs from base 224 to 5464 and encodes 1746 amino acids. The record is from RefSeq and is a predicted model, not a curated record. The transcript has 28 exons. Gene Ontology annotation, molecular function: cell adhesion molecule binding. Gene Ontology annotation, biological process: cell-cell adhesion; establishment of endothelial intestinal barrier; positive regulation of blood-brain barrier permeability. NCBI's taxonomy places the organism in Eukaryota, Metazoa, Chordata, Chondrichthyes, Myliobatiformes, Dasyatidae. Gene Ontology annotation, cellular component: plasma membrane; bicellular tight junction.
GGUGACGGAUUUGUUCAGGGGCGUUCUGCUAUUGGUUGCUGUUCGAAGGCCUAGGGCCCUGUUGUUUUGUGCCGGGUUUGGAACUGACGGGAGGAGGUCGCAGUGAGUGGGAUAACGUGCGCCGGCUGUUCGACGUGUGUCGGGAUGUUCUCCUUUGGUCUCUGAGGAGUUGCGGGACCGGACCAGCGUCUGUGCUUCAACUUUAGCAGAGCAAGAAAACAAGAUGUCCGCCCGAGCGGCCGGAGCAGCGGGCAAGAGCACAGUCAUGGAAGAGACAGUGAUAUGGGAACAACAGACAGUUACACUUCACAGGGCUCCUGGGUUUGGAUUUGGGAUUGCAAUAUCAGGAGGAAAGGAUAACCCCCACUUUCAGAGUGGCGAAACGUCCAUUGUCAUUUCGGAUGUGUUGAAAGGAGGCCCUGCUGAAGGAUUGCUGCAUGAGAAUGAUCGGGUUGCCAUGGUUAAUGGAGUUUCAAUGGAUAACGUGGAACAUGCUUUUGCCGUUCAGCAGCUGAGGAAAAGUGGAAAGAAUGCAAAGAUUACAAUCAGGAGAAAAAGAAAAAUUCAAAUGCCAGUGACAAGAGCAGAACCAGAUCGACAACCCAUCUCGGAACCCGAAGACGACAGUUAUGAAGAAGAGGUUUAUGAUCGUAAAAGUGCACGAAGUGGACUGAGUCCUUAUAGCGGGAGGAGAAGUGAGAGGAAUGUUGGGAGACAUGAUGAUAGAGAGAGAAGCUUGUCACCAAGAUCGGAGCGAAGAUCAGUUUCAUCAAACCUCCCUCCAAAACCUAUAAAAGUUACAUUGGUAAAAUCAAGGAAGAGUGAAGAAUAUGGUCUCCGAUUGGCAAGUCACAUUUUUGUGAAAGAGAUCUCUUCAGAAGGGUUGGCAGCCAAGGAUGGUAACAUCCAUGAGGGAGAUGUAGUGUUGAAGAUCAAUGGCACUGUUACAGAAAACAUGUCACUGGGAGAUGCAAAGAAGCUAAUCGAAAGAUCAAAGGGCAAGCUUAAAAUGGUGGUACAGAGAGAUGAGAGAGCCACGCUCUUAAAUGUGCCCGAUCUGGACGACAGUAUUCCUUCAGCAAAUGCUUCUGAAAGAGAUGAUAUUUCAGAAAUCCAUUCGCUGGUGUCCGAACAUUCUAACCGUUCAAAUGAGAGGCCACAACUGCGCAGCCAUUCUCGUUCACCUGAUAAACGGUCAGACUGGUCUGACCAAUCGCACCAUUCUCAACAGCCAAUCAGCAAUGGAAGUCAAAAGCCCCAUGAAGAUGAUAUGAGCAGAGGACCCAAACCAGGAGCAGUUUCAACACCAGUGAAAAGCACAGAGGAGACUUUUGCAGUUCAAGCUGUUGAAGAGCCGGUCACUGCAGUUGAAGAGAGAAUGGAAAAACAAGCUCCUCCAUUGCCAGAGCCAAAGCCAGUGUAUGCUCAACCUGGCCAGCCUGAUGUGGAUUUGCCCGUCAGUCCAUCUGCACCAAUUCCAAACUCGACGCAUGACGAUGGAAUGUUGAGGCCGAGUAUGAAGCUUGUUAAAUUUAAGAAGGGUGAAAGUGUUGGACUCCGUCUGGCUGGUGGGAAUGAUGUGGGAAUAUUUGUUGCUGGAGUGCUGGAAGAUAGUCCUGCAGCCAAAGAAGGUCUCGAGGAAGGAGAUCAGAUCCUCAGGGUAAAUAACGUGGACUUUGCAAAUAUCAUUCGCGAGGAAGCAGUCCUUUUUCUACUUGACCUUCCAAAAGGUGAGGAGGUCACUAUCCUGGCACAGCAGAAGAAAGAUGUAUAUCGACGUAUUGUGGAAUCUGAUGUGGGCGAUUCUUUCUAUAUCCGGACUCAUUUUGACUAUGAAAAGGAGUCUCCUUAUGGCUUGAGCUUUAACCGAGGUGAAGUGUUCCGGGUGGUGGAUACACUCUAUAAUGGAAAGCUGGGCUCCUGGCUUGCCAUUCGAAUCGGCAAAAAUCAUAAGGAGGUGGAGAGAGGCAUCAUUCCAAACAAAAACAGAGCUGAACAGUUGUCCAGUGUGCAGUACACACUUCCUAAAACUGCUGGUGGUGAUCGGGCUGAUUUCUGGCGUUUCCGUGGCCUCCGCAGCUCAAAGAGAAAUCUGAGAAAAAGCAGGGAGGACCUUUCUGCUCAGCCGGUCCACACCAAGUUUCCAGCUUAUGAAAGGGUCGUGCUUCGUGAAGCUGGGUUCCUGAGGCCAGUGGUAAUUUUCGGACCCCUUGCUGAUAUUGCUCGAGAGAAGCUUGCUAGAGAGGAGCCAGAUUUGUAUGAAAUUGCAAAGAGUGAGCCGAGAGAUGCUGGCACAGAUCAACGCAGUUCUGGGAUUAUUCGACUGCACACAAUCAAGCAAGUUAUUGAUAGAGAUAAGCAUGCCGUGCUAGACAUUACUCCAAAUGCAGUGGAUCGGUUGAAUUAUGCACAAUGGUACCCAAUUGUAAUUUUUCUAAACCCUGAUUCCAAGCAAGGAGUUAAAACAAUGCGACAAAGACUCUACCCUGAAUCUCGAAAAAGUGCUCGGAAGUUGUUUGAACGUGCCAUGAAACUGCGUAAGAACAAUCAUCAUCUGUUCACGUCUAACAUCAAUUUAAAUUCAAUGAAUGAUGGCUGGUAUGGAGCAUUGAAAGAAUCUGUCCAGCAGCAACAAAACCAGUUGGUUUGGGUAUCAGAAGGAAAGGCUGAUGGUACAGCAGAAGAUGACCUCGACUUGCACGAUGAUCGUUUGUCAUACCUUUCGGCCCCAGGCAGUGAGUACUCCAUGUAUAGCACAGACAGUAGACACACUUCAGAUUAUGAUGACACAGACACAGAAGGUGGUGCCUACACAGACCAAGAACUGGAUGAGACUCUCAAUGAUGAUAUUGGACCCACAGAAUCUGCCAUAACUAGAUCCUCGGAGCCAGUCAGGGAAGAUUCAUCUAUGAUGCAUCCGGAAUCCAUGCCACAAGCAUUCUCAUCUUUUCCAGGACAAGUGCAAAAUGUAGAUCCUUCUGUCUAUAAACCUCCACCCAAUCAUCCGAAAGCAGAUAUUCUUCCUGCAGUACUCAAUUCAUCCCAGCAACUUGAAUCUGUUCCUGUGGUGACCAUGCCCUCUGCAGUCAAUACCACAGUAGAUCUUAACAAUGUGAGACUUGAGGAGGUCGCCUCUCCUCCCCACAGCAGCCCUGAACCCCAGAUCGAUCCCUACAGCAAACCUAGUCCAGAACCUUCUCGUGUCAUUCGUUCUGUCAGUCCUCAGAGGCUAACAGUUCCAGAACCGACAGCAGCUCGAACUGCAGAGCCAACGAAGGUAUACCAGAAGGAGUUGUACAAUAAUGAACUUCCAGGGCACAAUCAUGAAAUCAAGCAGCUGGGAGGUAACCAUUCUGCCCUGAGAGCUGAUAAAGAAGUUCCACAGCAGUACAGAGGGUUUGAGCAGCAGCAACAUUUUGAGGAGCAACCUUACAGGCAUGAAACACAGCUUGCUUCAGGUUAUGGUUCUGUUUUGCAUUAUGAUGAAGACCCGCCUUGUUACAAUGAGAAGUGGCUACAUUAUAUUGAAAAACACGCUCCAUAUCAGCCUCCUUACUUUGAGGACCAAGUUCCACGUGAGUAUGAGCCAAAACAUCAAGAGCAUUACCCAGAUCGUGCCUACCAGCCUCGUCACGAGGAACCUCCGCCACCACCACCACCCUCCAGUCACGAGAACAGACUGCCACGUUAUGAUAAGCCACUUAAAAACUACAAGCCACCUCAACCACAGCUUAGUGAUCCUCGUCUUCGAUAUGAACAUGUACCGCAGGUUUUUCAUGCACCAGGGCCCAGAUCUUUGGAUCCUCAGCAACAGUAUUUUGACCCCCAAGUCCAGUCCUAUGAGCAGGGCCCAUCUCAAAGCUACAACUCCCUCCCCCGUCAAUUUGAACUGGUCCAUAACACAGACUCUUCUUUUUCUCCUCAACCACCUCCUCACACAAAAGCUGCAGAAUCCUUACAUUCUGUCAGUAAACCACAGCCUCCACCCGGGGGGGGGGCAAAGCCACAAGUAGAGGAUGAUGUGGACCCAGCAAUGAAGCCACAAUCAGUUCUUACCCGGGUAAAACUCUUUGAAAGCAAGAAAUCUACUUCAAUGAAGAGCAAGGACCCAGCUGAAAUAGCACCACUAAAGUCUCCUGAAGUAGCUCGUAAGCCUGCAUUAGUUCCCAUCUCCACUUCCAAGCCGAUCUUUCAGCCUACACCAGAGCAAGAAAAGCCUCCACAUUUAUACAGGAACCCUGAACCUCAAAUGAAAAUUCCAGAAGAAGCUCCACGAACAAACAAUUACAGCGCAGAUGAGGAUGAGGAAGAUUAUCGAAAACAAUUGUCUUAUUUUGGCCGCAGAAACUUGGAUCUGAAACCUGUAACUCAGCAUCCUCCCAGCAGCUACCCAGAACCAUCAGAGUUUACACUUCAGCCAAACUAUCCUGGAUACCUGUCCAGGAGUACAACAGCAGACUUUGAUCAUGUGGUCAAACCUAGCAGCACUGGCCUUCAGUCACGUUAUGGACCUCCUCAGCAGAGUUUGAACUCUUCAGUGCAUCCCAAGGUUUCUCCAUCUGAAGUGAGCUCAAUGUCACAGGAUGUACCCAGUGCCCUACAAAUGAAGCCAGAAAUACCUCAAAGCAAACCCCAGGCUUUGAGGGCUACUGCUCGAGAGGAAACUGUUCAUUCGAAUUAUUAUCUUCAGAAAAACUUCCCUGUGUCGGAAAGAGUGCCUAUAAAUGGAAUAGAGCAACCCCAAAAACAAGCUGCCACACCGUACAACCGCUUUGCCCCAAAACCGUACACAAGUACCGCACGACCUUUUGAGCGCAAAUUUGAGAGUCCAAAGUUUGAUCACAACCUCCUGCCAAGUGAACCUCAGCUUCAGCCCAAGCCUGAGACGUUGGUGAAGGCACACAGCUCUCCACAGCCUCCAGACAUCGAUAGUGGCACUGACACAUUCCCCAGACCGUCAGAUCACCGAGCCAAGUAUCAGGCUGUCCCUAAAGCUGUUCCUGUGAGUCCCAGUGCACUGGAAGAUGAUGACGAUGAUGAUGGGCACACGGUGGUGGCAACGGCUCGUGGAAUCUUUGACAGCAAUGGUGGUGUGCUGAGUUCUGUUGAGACUGGUGUGAGCAUCAUCAUUCCAAAGGGAGCCAUCGCUGAGGGAGUGGAGCAGGAAAUCUACUUUAAGGUCUGCAGAGAUAACAGCAUCCUCCCUCCGCUGGACAAAGAGAAAGGUGAAACACUCCUGAGCCCGCUGGUAAUGUGUGGACCCCAUGGCUUGAAGUUCCUGAAGCCUGUGGAGCUACGGCUGCCUCAUUGUGCAUCUAUGACUCCAGAUGGUUGGUCUUUUGCUCUAAAAUCCUCUGACUCCUCGUCGGGUGACCCUAAGAGCUGGCAGAACAAAUCAAUCCCAGGAGACCCUAAUUAUCAUGUGGGAACAAACUGUGUUUCAGUACUGAUUGAUCACUUUUAAGUAUGCAGAAGGGUGACCAACAGUAACAUCAGCAUACCUUAGCAGUGGGUGCAGCACAAGUUUAAGCAAUAGUUUCUUUACACACAGUCAUGUAUGGUUGUGUGAUAGCCUAAAACUUACAUUCUAAAUGCAGUGAUUGGGACUGCAGGUAAGCUUGCAAUGAAACAGCAAGUGUGAACUGUAACGUUUCCCCAGUUCCUGUGUUAACCAGCAGAUAUGCCUUGGCAUUUAUAGCUAUCAUUUACAAUACUAAAAAGAUUUUUCUAUAACUUUGCAGCCUUUACAUGUUUAUAUGGAUAACCAUAUUUCAGUUUAAAUGUAGAAGUUAAAUUUCUAUGACCUUUAGUUAUGAAGAGCUACUUGACUUUGAAUGACCUGGCUGGCAGGUGCAUUCUAGUGAGUUGGCAGCCUGCUGUGCUGUGGGAUUGGUAGAUGUCAGAGGUCUGUGGCUGUACAUAAACCCCAAUAUCACCUUGCAGCUUUGUUUGUAAAUUAACAUUUUUUAUGUCUUAUUUUGUAUAAAACAAACUGAAAACACUUUCUAAAGAAGAUCUUUAUAUUCUGCCGUUGAGGGGCCUUUUGAGCAGUUGUAAAAUUUUGCAGCAAUAAAAUCAAUACUAAAGUUUAAAACAAAAUCACUCAAGUUUUUGCAAAUUUGCAUUAAUGCUGCUGUGUUCUUUAGAAUGACUUGUCUGUGUAAAGGCAUGGGUCCUUUAUAAUUUAAGGCAAUGUUUGAGAAUGUAGGCGUGCAGUGAGUGAGAUCUAUCAAGUGUAUCUUUGGAUGAAGUGACAGGUUACUGUACUGUGUGUCCCAAAGUGUAUUUUUGUACUAAUAGACAAUAUAUUCUGGCACAGCAGUACAUGGCUAGCUGGCGAUUCUAACACAGCAUCUGUUAAUCACUUCACAUUGACAUGUGACUGACUUAUUUCCUGAAGUUACUCAAGCUACACCUUUCUAAAUAUACCACUAUUAUUGAAUAAAAACAUUUUUAAGA